AUGGCGGGACAUGAGGUCCUCCCAGUAUCACGCGGCGAGGCCUGCAACUCGUGCCCAACCUCCUCCCUCGAGAACAUCGAGAAAGGUUACUGUGGAAGCGCGCCGUCAUUUGACCCCAGCUGGCUCAUUGACCCGAGCUGCGUCGAGAUUGGUCCAAAAAUCACAGAAGGGCCACGCUCUACGGUCUUCCAAGGCUUGUACAAAUCCAAGCCUGUCGCUGUAAAAAUUAUAGAGCCAACCAAAGAAUCAACUGAAUUGAAGGAAAAAUUUCAGAGAGAGGUUAUACUUCUUGCAAAGGUGAAACAUGACAAUAUUGUGAAGUUUAUUGGUGCGUGUUUUGAACCAUCUCUGAUGAUACUUACUGAGCUUAUGAGAGGUGGUACAGUUCAGAAGCAUCUGCGGAACAUCAGGCCACAGACCCUAGAUCUAAAGCUUUCCAUAAGUUUUGCAUUGGAUAUAAGUCGGGCUAUGGAAUACUUGCAUGCAAAUGGUAUUAUCCAUCGUGAUUUAAAGCCAGCCAAUCUACUUCUUACAGAAGACAUGAAGCAAAUUAAGCUGGCUGAUUUCGGGCAUGCUAGAGAGGAGAUAGCGGGUGCAAUGACUAGUGAGGCUGGUACAUACCGGUGGAUGGCUCCUGAGUUAUUCCACACAGAGCCACUUCCAAGAGGAGUGAAGAAGCAAUAUGAUCACAAGGCAGAUGUGUACAGCUUCUCCAUAGUUCUGUGGGAGUUGCUGAUGAACGAAACUCCAUUCAGGGGAAGGGCUAGUAUAAUGGCAGCAUAUGCUACAGCGAAAGCAGUACGGCCGAGCCUGGAUGACAUUCCUGAGCAGAUCAUCCCACUCCUGGAGUCCUGUUGGGCACAUGACCCAAAGACCCGGCCUGAGUUCAUGGAAAUCACAGAUUUUCUUUCCAACUUGUUCAAGGAACUGUGUUCAACUGAGGCUGAACCUCCCAAAGUCGUUGAGACUGAAGUUGAACAUCCUGAGAACUGCAAUGUGAAGAAAGAAGAAUCGGCAAUUACCAACCAUGUGAUUGACAGGCCUGAAGAGAAGAAGAAGGGUAAAAGGCGAACGAAGAGCAGAUCAUUAAGCUUCUUGAGGUGCUUUGUAUGUAAGUGCUGGUGUGGUUGACAAGUGGCAUUGUGGGUUCUGUUUUGGGUUCUUUAGGGCUGAGGGGCUCACUCCACAGGCUAGGAAUUGUUUUGGUUAUUCACUCACCUUUUGUAGGAUACACAGAAGAACUACAGAUAUAGAUAGGUACACACAGCCAGGGUUUCUGAGCUGAACUGUUGUUAUGUAACUUGUGUUACAGGCAACUGUACAGAAAUUACAUUGGUAGGAACCUUAGAAUAAAA
Prunus persica (peach) is the source of this 1355-nucleotide messenger RNA. RefSeq names its product serine/threonine-protein kinase STY17. NCBI's taxonomy places the organism in Eukaryota, Viridiplantae, Streptophyta, Magnoliopsida, Rosales, Rosaceae. Gene Ontology annotation, biological process: protein phosphorylation. The record is from RefSeq and is a predicted model, not a curated record. Bases 1 to 1131 code for a protein of 376 amino acids. Gene Ontology annotation, molecular function: ATP binding; protein kinase activity. The transcript has 6 exons.